This is a messenger RNA of Linum tenue, 1216 nucleotides long. The record is from the annotation of a GenBank genome assembly. NCBI's taxonomy places the organism in Eukaryota, Viridiplantae, Streptophyta, Magnoliopsida, Malpighiales, Linaceae.
UCUCUUAGGUCUUAAGAAAUUAGGUUUAGCUAGGAUAGAAAUCGAAACGCUCUCAGUUGUAGGCUGCAGCAUGGAGUACGACGACGGCAUCCGGUCGCAAAUCGAUUGGAGAAUCGCCGAUAAAUCGCCUCCGGAAUGGAGUGGAAUUGACAAUUUACAUCAGGGGAUCCAAGAGAUCGAGACCCACCGAGACGAUGAACCUGCCGCCGACGAUCCCCAAUUCGCCGACGAUUUCGUCGCUCAGUUUCUCGUUGAUUUCCCUCCCGAUUCCUCUUCCGGCGGUGACCCAGAUUUUCAUCCUGAUUCCUCUUCUUCUCACCGCCACGGCACCCCUGAUUCCGCCAAGGACAACGACGCGGCUCUCGCAGCAGCACCCGUUGAAGUCGGAAACGCUCCUAAUGAUCCCGUCUUGAAGAAGCGGCAGAGGCAGCUGAGGAACAGGGAUGCGGCGGUGAGAUCUAGGGAGAGGAAGAAGGAGUAUGUGAAGGAUCUGGAGUCUAAGAGCAAGUAUCUGGAAUGGGAAUGCAGGAGACUGGGGCGGUUGCUUCAGUGCUGCGUUGCUGAGAAUCAAGCUCUGCGAUUCAGUUUGCACAAUGGAAGUGGUGCAGCGUUUGGUGCUGCCUCGGCCAAGCAGGAGUCUGCUGUGCUCUUGUUGGGUAUGUCUUCUUCCUUCGUAAUCCCUGCUGUUGGGUUCCCUGCUUUGGUUCCUGGGCACCAUUUGCCUGUUCCGUCUACCAACGACAGCGCCCCUGUCGUGGGUUCCACUGGUACAAUCGGCGCCACGACAAGGGGCGACUCCAAAAAGAGGAGGAAGAAGUAAGGUGGUGUCCGUACUGCAACUUGGCGAGCCAAGAGGCAGGAGAUGCAGGGCCUCACGGAUAAGGAUGAAAGAAGACCUUACAUACUCAUCUUCCUCAUGAGAUGUUGAAGGUUUUGUAAAGUGUAAGGAGUAAACAAGACAGAAAUCUUCUGGUAUUUCAACUGUAGUAUCUGUCAACAGUUGAACAGUUGGUUUGUCUUAAUCUAUGGGGAGCUCUGGUUCGUAAGUUCAAUAAUUCAAGAUUGGUAGUUAUGGCUACAGGAUUUACAUGUCGCAGUGGAAGUUAUGGAAUUAUGCUGCUUUAGAAGAAAUGAAAAGAAGCUCAUAUCCAUCAAACAGUGAGCACUGAGAGAUGGCCCCCUAUUGCCCUCCAAAAGCGUCAUCUCAUCUUUGCAC